GGGGAAUAACAAACAAGCAACAACAGCGACCGUGAUGAUUGGCGGAAUCGAAGGGGGUGGCACAAAGACCACGAUGGUCAUCAUGGAUGCCAAUGGCGUCGUUGUGGGCCGCAGCGACGGCCCAGCCACCAACCACUGGCUGGUGGGCAUGGACACCACCAUCGAGCGCCUGCACGAGCUGGUGGUGAAGGCAAAGCAGGACGCCGGAAUCCCAGAGUCCGAUCCCCUGGGUGCCCUGGGCAUGUCGCUGAGCGGCGCGGACCACAUCGACGCCCGCCGGCAGAUCAAGGAGGGCCUAAUGAGCCGCUUCCCAAACGACGCAAAGGCAAGCCACGUGGUCUCCGACACGUACGGUGCCAUCUUCACCGUGUGCGACCAAGGCGGCGUGGUGCUCAUUGCCGGCACGGGCUCAAACUGUACGCUGGUCAACGCAGACGGAUCACAGGCAAACUGCGGCGGAUGGGGACACAUGAUGGGCGACGAAGGCGCAGCGUACCACAUUGCGCACAUGGCCCUGAAGACUGUGUUUGACUCUCUGGACAACCUUGUGUUUGGUGACGACACCCUUCUUCCCAUCGACUACGUGGAGGCGGCAAUGAAGCGAUACUUCAAGGUCGAGAACCGCAAGGACAUGCUGCCGCACCUCUACGCCAAGUUUGACAAGUCCUUCUUCGCUGGCUUUGCUGUUGAAGUUGCCAAAGGUGCUGAGAGCGGGGACAAGCUGUGCAUCGACGUGUUUGAGCGUGCCGGCGCGUACUUGGGGGAGCAUUUGGCGGCCGUUUCGCCUGCGUUCAAGGAUUCCCUGACAGAGCGCGUCACCAUUGUGUGUGAGGGCUCCGUCUGGAAGUCGUGGAAGCUCUUUGAGGCAAAGUUCACCGAGGUUGUCAAACGCAAGGUGAAGACCACCAAAUGCCUUGAGCUUGCGCGCCCGACUGUGAGCGCGGCCCACGGUGCCGCUGUGCUCGGUGCGCGGGAGGCAAAGGUGCCACUCACCGUGGACGUCGCACAGAACAAGGCUGUCCUCGCCACCAUCACCCUUGGUUGACGCCUUUGACACUGCACAAACAAAACAAGGAGAACAAGGAGAGUGGAAGAACGGGCGCGACAAAUGCCCACUGCCGAAUUUCCCUGGUUAUCUUCAUCUUUUUCUCUGGUCUGCAUGCACAAUUAACGACGCUUCCCACAAACCAAAACAACCCACUAAAACAACAAGC
Messenger RNA from Salpingoeca rosetta, 1214 nucleotides. RefSeq lists its product as uncharacterized. Lineage: Eukaryota; Choanoflagellata; Craspedida; Salpingoecidae. The coding region runs from base 35 to 1045 and encodes 336 amino acids. The record is from RefSeq and is a predicted model, not a curated record. The transcript has 11 exons. Gene Ontology annotation, molecular function: N-acetylglucosamine kinase activity.